AUGGGCUCGCGGGUGUUCCCGGCCAGGCCGCUGAACCUGCUGCACCAGGUGCUGGCGCAGACCCGCGACGUGGCCAAGCGACGCGACAGACGCAGCGCCGCCGGCUAUGGCGGCCCCUACUUCUACAAUCGGCACGGAAAGAGGACGGCGCUGACCAAGAAGAUCACCGAGAUCCGCAAGCCCGAGCGCAAGGCCAAGCCACUGUUCGACUUUGAGGAGUUCGACGAGGAGAAGUUCUUCAGGAAGCUGGACGAGCAGACUGAGGAGCCGCCCUCCUACACCCGCCUGCCCGAGGGCGAUGUCCUGCUGCGGCACAUCGAGUCCGUGGAUGGGGGGGAGGAGAGUGACCAGGUCGCAGAGCCAGUGGUCUACAGGAAGAGCAAGCCCAAGUCCAAGACGAGGGAGUCGCUGCCGGAGCAGGAGCGGGCGGAGGGGCGCGCAAAGCUGCGACUGUCGCCCACGGAGUUCUUUGAGGCCCCGCCCGCGCCCAAGCAGACCAAACGCCUGAGCCUCGGCGCCACCCUCAACUCUUUGCUCUUUCCCGAACCCUUCUCCAGCAAGGCCACCAUAAGCAAGACCCUGCCCCUGCCGCAGGAGGAGCCUGAGGAGGAGGUCGAGCCCCUGGCACCGCGUCGUCGUCCCUCCAAGAUGGGGCAUGUGGCCAAUGACUUUCUGCAGGCGCAGCGGGAACUGGGCAAGCACUUCCUCAGUCACAUUCACAAGCACGAGCAGCAGCCCUUGGACGAGGAGAAUGCCCAGGAGAGUUCCCUCGAAGCUGAGCCGGCCAAGAAACCAACUAAACAGGAUUACUUUGGGGCCAAGAAAGCACCGGUGCCGGUGCCAAAGCCCAAGAGGCUGCUGGCCCAGAAGGGGCCCGACGAGAGCAUCACCUCCUGGUGGGACAUGCCCGCUCUGCGCCGGCGACGCGCACUGCCCUUCGGUCGUUCCGACGACGAGGUGCGCUCCAAUGCAAUCGACAAAAUGGAUCGGGAUGAUAUGCUGCCCCUGGGACGUUACUCCUUCUACGAAUACAAGGCGGAUCAGCCCGUGGACGAACAGUCCACAGAGCCACCCAAAGAGUCCAGGAUCAUGAGAAUCAGCAAGACCAGAGCCCCGAUCGGGCCCAGCCGCAAGACCUCGCUCUCUGACACCCUGGUGUCGACGGUCAAGUCGAAGGUCUCCCGAUUCAUGCACAUCGUCUCGCGGCACAUGAGCGAGUGGUACAACACCCUCACCAAGCACCUGGACACCGAAACUGGAUCAUCCCCCCGGCCUGACGUGAGCGACAGCGGCAAUGCCAUCGAUUAA
Messenger RNA from Drosophila obscura, 1308 nucleotides. RefSeq lists its product as uncharacterized. The record is from RefSeq and is a predicted model, not a curated record. The transcript has 2 exons. The coding region runs from base 1 to 1308 and encodes 435 amino acids. Lineage: Eukaryota; Metazoa; Arthropoda; Insecta; Diptera; Drosophilidae.